GUGCGCACGAAAUCGCACUCAUCAGGUAGUUUCCUGUGGGCGUAGAGUGGUCGUGUCCAAGAUGGCGACUGUUUGGGUGAUUUUUGCAGUGACUCUGUUCUUCACCCAGACCUCAAUAUCUUCCUCUCAAAGUGCUCAGUGUCUUCAAAACUGCCACAGGGACAAUCUUACAAGUCUUAGGAAGGUUGACUGCGAUGCCUGGUGUCACAGUAGAGAACGGAGAGACCUGAAAGUCAUAGAUUGUGUGUCCUUACUGGUGGGAAACCUGGUGGAGACGGAGAGUGCCGAGAUCGGCAGGCCAGAGGAGCUGCAGGUCACACACAAGUCACUAGAGGGCGAGCAGACUGACGGGGUCAGGAUUAGCUGGAAACCAAGCAAUCUAGGCCUAGCGUACCUGCAGGGUUUCCAACUUACUCUGCAGGGUGGUCGGGGGGACUUCAGCCGCAGCAGGUGUGUGCAGCUGCACCUGACUCAGGACAACCUCACCUCGCAGCAGAAACUGAUGGAAGAGUAUCACUAUGAUGGAUUCCAGAACCUCGUUUUGGAAGCUGAGUACCUGGUAGCAGUGCAGCCACUCCCUCUACCUAAAGUUUCAGAACUGCAGCAAGACAGAGUGUCUACAUUUACCUUCCAUGCUAGAGAAUGUGACUACCUGUUGAACAAGUCUCUUCAAGAGUGCAUGGAAGAAUGGCUGCCUCAGACAGUCAAGGUCAACUCCAGCUACUCCUCGGCUAAGGUGACCUUUGACCUGGCGCCCGAGCGGUACAAGUUCGGCAGUUACUUCGUGCACUUUGGACGGCCGCCCCACAACUAUCUGGAGGUGGAUACCUGGGAACCAGAGAACACCACUUCGUAUAUUGUACAGCAGCCUUUUGAUGCAAACGCCACCUCCCUGACGUACGAUCUGGAGAAUCUGGACCCCAGCGCGCCCUACACAGUACAGAUCUCCUCUAACCAGCAGGGAGCUCCCAGGUCCACUCCUGUGGUCUUCUCUGUGCAGCACAAACCUGACCCACGUGGACCCACCCUGUCCACACCAGUGAUCGUAGCCAUGGCCUGCCUGGGUGUCCUGGGUCUGUGGGCCUUUGCUGGACUUGCUGCUGUACUGAUCUACAGAAGAUACAGAAGGAGAAAGAAUGAAUACAGGGAGUUUGAGGAUGAGGAGGAUGGACCGGGGGAGUCCAUGAGUCUGGGAGGGGAGGGGGGACAGCAGCAAGGAGGGGUCAGGACUGGACAGAGGAACAAUGGAGAGAAGAGCAAGGAUCUGCUCUCACCAGAUUACGACUGCCCCAAAGUGCUGAUCCUGUACUCGCCAGCAGACUGUGAUGCCCACACCAACACUGUCAACCAGUUUGCAUCCUUCCUACACGAGUCAUGCCGGUGCCAUGUGUUCCUGGACUCCUGGUACGUGGGUGAGGGGGAUCUGCACGUCCAGGCAGAGUGGACCAUCAAGCACCUGACAGACUGUGACUACGUCAUCGUGGUCUGCUCCACAGGGCUCAAGUAUCAUCUACAGAGACAAAGACAUAACAGCUCCAGCACCACAGCAGUGGAUCCCCAGCCCAACGAGAUGUUCCUAUACGCGGUCAACAUGGCCGCAGAGAGGCUCCGCCACGACCGAGCCGUCGCGAACGGGCGUCCCUGCCGCUUCGUCACGGCUUAUUUCGAGUACACGUACGAGAGCGACAUCCCCGGGAGCUUGGAGCUGGCGCCGAAGUUCAAGGUCAUGUCGGAGUUCCACCUGCUGUUCUGUCACCUGCACGGGCUGGAGGUCAACUGUCGCAAGUACAGCAGGCUCAUCAAGGACCUGGAACAGGAGGGGCACCUACAGACAGAGACAGGACAGUCCCUCGACUCUGCCAUCAAAGCCACCAGGAAGUACUUCACCGACAACCCUGAUUGGUUCGCCCAGAAGUGUGCCGAGAGUGCACAGAGGUCGGCAGGUCAGGGGUCAACACCUCCAGGUCAAAGGUUAGAGAGCACAGUACAAGGCGAGACGCCAGCAGGAGAAGGCAGCAGCCCACAGACAACGGUUGAUAUUCACAGCCCCGAAAUCCACAGAAACGGGAGCCACAAAAAAGUGGCGAACGUCCCGAAAGAUGCCACGGAUGGAAACCCUGUCGUCAUGGAGAUGCAGCCGUACCCAUCUCAGCAUCCUCCCAAGAAGAAGACAGAUGCAGAGCUGAUAGAGGAGGAGGAGGACCAGGCGCUGGUGGACUCUGAGCUGAACCUGGACGGCAUCGCCCGCCCGGCGCAGCGCUGGCACACCAAGCUCGCUCCCUCCUACCUCCACAUGAACCCAGAUGACUCCCACAUGUUCCCACUGUCGGUAGCCACGCUCCCCGCCCCCGUGCCUCUACUCAAGACCCACCCCGCAAGAACGGCGAGCCUACCCCCUAACUAUCGGCUCCUGGGGGCAUCGCCUGGCCUGAUGUCCGUAGAGCUGAAGCCCAUAGCCGACGCCAAGAGGCUGGGAGACAACAGCUUCCUGUUCAGGCUGGACUCGGGGGUGGAUCUGACGUACCACUCGGGGUCGAGCGGGGACGAAGCAAACACGCCCACCGACACCACAUGUUGAUCGGUAGACCAGGCCACUACAGUUGAGUUUCUCGGUUGUCAAAGUUAAAGAGUGCUGUAUUUAUUUUCACUGACCUCUGUACCAUGUCAUCAUGACAUGGCAAGGAUGUCUAUCUCCUAUGACUGUUGUACGAGAAGUUGUUUCAACCUCAAGUUUAAAACAGUGGAAACCCCUCUCUCUAAAACCAUCAAAUGAGGUCGCCUUGAGGGUAAUUUAAAGAAUUUACGAGAAAGGCUUCAUUGAAAGAUUGAGAGAGUGAUUGAAAGUUUGCACCCUGGUGCGACCCAAGGUGUGAAUAUUGUCAUGUUCCUCCCAGCAGUCUGUGUUCAUCUUUUUUUCUUGCUGAAUUUUUACUUUUAAGCUCUCAGAACCAAGAAAAUUAAUUGUUUUGUCAAAAGCACCACAGAUGUGUCUUACUGGGGGUGUAUUUAUUGGUUAUGGGGUAGCAGAGAAAAGUUGAAAUAUCUAAUCGAACAAACAAACAAACUGCUUUAGAAUAUGUUGGACGGUCAAAAAUUUGAGUUGGAAAUUAUGUUCAAAUUUGUUUCAGGAUGAUUUUUACCAACACAGAUGAACCUUUUCUUUAUUGGUUCAGGAAUUCACAGUUACGAACUGAAAAAUACCUCUUAUUAUGGCAAACAUUUACCACUUGGUUGUUUCAAUUUGUACAAAAUGUCUUGGCAUUUUCAUUAUUCUGGCUAGUAAUCAAUAAUGUUUCAAUGAUCAGCAAAUAUGGAAAUCAAUGAUUGUGUGACAUACCAGCAUGUAUAAAUAUGCCUUGUUAAGCUUUGGAAAAUUUAUCAAUCUGCUUCUAUGAAGCUAAAAUGCUGCAGGUACAAGUAUUGCUUUUCGAUAAUCCUGGGAUAUAUCAUUAAAUCAUGGUGAAAAGUGCUGCAAUUUCCCUGGCACAUAUUUGUACACUUGUAUAUCCAAAUUAAAGAUUGAUAAUUUUUAUGUGUAUUAUUAUUAUUAUUAAGAGAAAACAGCUCAAAAACAUUCUGUAAGGGCUGUGGAAACAGAAAUAUAAAUUUACAAAUUGAGAACAAUCCAUU
This is a messenger RNA of Branchiostoma floridae (Florida lancelet), 3630 nucleotides long. Its product is annotated as interleukin-17 receptor D-like. The record is from RefSeq and is a predicted model, not a curated record. The coding region runs from base 62 to 2578 and encodes 838 amino acids. Gene Ontology annotation, molecular function: interleukin-17 receptor activity. The transcript is spliced from 14 exons. Lineage: Eukaryota; Metazoa; Chordata; Leptocardii; Amphioxiformes; Branchiostomatidae.